Ricinus communis (castor bean) is the source of this 1876-nucleotide messenger RNA. Its product is annotated as UDP-glycosyltransferase 91C1. The record is from RefSeq and is a predicted model, not a curated record. The transcript has a single exon. NCBI's taxonomy places the organism in Eukaryota, Viridiplantae, Streptophyta, Magnoliopsida, Malpighiales, Euphorbiaceae. The coding region runs from base 152 to 1564 and encodes 470 amino acids. Gene Ontology annotation, molecular function: UDP-glycosyltransferase activity.
AUUUUCAUCUUCAUUAUUCCAACAUCAUGGUCGUCUAAUCCUGCCAAAAUUUGGAGCUUGCGCAGCCCAUAAUAAUAUUAGCAGGAAACCCCAGUAACUAAAGCCUCUUUUCCACAAGAGGAAAGCAGUAUUUUUGACCUUUUGAGUUGCCAUGAAAAGAACCAGCAAACUUCAUGUAGCAGUGUUUCCAUGGCUAGCCAUGGGACAUCUUAUACCAUUUCUCAGAUUCUCCAAUCUCUUAGCCCAAAAGGGUCAUUUAGUUUCUUUCAUUUCAACCCCAGGAAACCUACACAGGCUUCCCAAAAUACCUCCACAACUAUCUUCUCACAUUUCACUAAUAUCCCUGCCCUUGCCUUCCGUACCAGGACUGCCAUCUAAUGCAGAGACCACUACUGACGUACCCUACACUAAACAACAAUUGUUAAAGAAAGCUUUUGAUUUGCUCGAGUCUCCAUUAGCUACUUUUCUUGAAACCAAGAAACCAGACUGGGUUAUUUACGAUUAUGCUUCUCAUUGGCUGCCAUCUAUAGCUUCCAAGGUGGGAAUUUCAAGUGCCUUCUUUAGUCUCUUUACUGCUGCAACACUAUCCUUUAUUGGCCCGCCGUCGUUGACGAUGAACGGUGGAGAUUUGCGGCUGACAGCUGAGGACUUCACAAUCGUGCCCAGAUGGGUUCCGUUCGAGUCUAAUAUUAAGUAUUGUAUCCAUGAGGUGACAAAAUAUAUAGAGAAAACGGAAGAAGACGAAACAGGACCGAAUGAUACGGUUCGAUUUGCUUUUGCUUCUGGAGGAGCUGAUGUUGUCAUUAUUAGAAGCUCACCGGAGUUUGAACCGGAGUGGUUUGACCUUUAUAGCAAGAUGAGCGAAAAACCAAUCAUUCCGCUCGGAUUCUUGCCUCCCCCGGAAGUAGAAGAAGAAGAUGAUGAUAUUGACGUUAAAGGAUGGGCUGAUAUUAUAGAAUGGCUGGAUAAGAAGGAGGCCGAGUCGGUUGUAUAUGUUGCUCUAGGAACUGAAGCUGCUUUGACUCGACAAGAAGUGAGGGAGUUGGCUCUUGGCUUGGAGAAGUCGAGAUCACCUUUUAUUUGGGUACUCAAGAACCCACCUGGAACAACUCAGAAUGCAUUGGAGAUGCUACAAGACGGGUAUGAGGAACGAGUUAAGGAUCGUGGGAUGAUCUACUGUGGAUGGGUUCCACAGGUGAAGAUACUGAGUCACGAGUCAGUUGGGGGGUUCUUGACCCACUGUGGUUGGAACUCGGUUGUUGAAGGACUCUCAUUUGGGAGGGUUUUGAUUCUGUUUCCAGUUUUAAAUGACCAAGGGCUUAAUGCUAGGUUGUUGCAUGGGAAAAAAAUUGGGUUAGAGGUACCCAGGAAUGAGUCAGAUGGGGCAUUUACGUCCGACUCGGUGGCAGAGCUGGUAAGAAAGGCAAAAGUAGAUGACCCAGCAGACUUGGCAAAGGAAAUGAGAAACUUGUUUGGGGAUAGAGAUAGGAACAACCGACUUGCGGAAGGGGUUGUUCAUUACCUGGAAGAGAACAGGAUCUCACGGUUAAAAAACACAAACUAAGGCUGCAUUUCACAGCAAUAGGACUGAAAUCACAAGUCAUAUUGAUUAAUCCUUGCUGCUUCACAUGAAUUAUCACUGCACAUUAAAAUUAUAUGUCUGAAAUUGCAGCCCUAACUGCUAAAUCAGGAAGAGUGUCCUACGUUUAGAAUAUUGAGUCAAAUAAACGUCUGUUUGCUUUUUGGGGAUUCUGUUGGCAACACUUGUCAUAAUGAUGAAAUUUUAAAUCACUCUGUCAAAGAAAUGCACACUUGUGAUUGUACUGUAUUAACAAGCAUAAUGGGAAAAUGUCAGCAAGUUUUAUCAUUUUUGUCA